UAGCUGCUUUGCGCGGUACCGCCAGUGGCUGGUCCCAAAGGCCCCUCUGCCAUUCUAUUCAUUGCUCUCUUUCUCUUCUUUGCCCACGUCCUUUGGGCACUUGGCCCCUAACCUACCCCAGGUCAAUGUCUGGGACGAGACUGCCUGCUGUCCGAAUCCCGUCAGUCAUUGCUGGUCAGAGUGGUUCUCAGGAUGUCUCUCAAGAGUCCAUCGUAGUUGAACUCCCCUCCUCAAGCAAGUUUGCAAUCGCAUGGCCAGCAGAAUCGUCUGCACACGUAUCGCUACCCUUGGCGGAGCGUCCUGUCACUCUGAGCUCUUCUGAAGGUGAGGCCGAAGUCUCUGAGGACGAGCAUGAGGAGGAGCAUGACAUUCCAACAAGGAGGGCCUCGCGACUGAGUAAUUCUGACGCUGAUUUUGCAACUCCAACAAACCAUUUGGAUGACCACAACCCAAUGGAUGAUGUCCCUCCUCAGCCGCCUCCUCUCCCCAGGUUGUCUCGAGCUUUCUCCAUGCCGUUGCCUUCUCAGCUAGGGUCCCUGCAGCAUCCAGGGAGGACACCCCCCUCUUCUGAGUCAGACACACCUUCGGUAUCUGAAGUGCCACCAGAGCUUGGACACUUUCAGGAUCUAUCUCUGGAACUGGCAGACUCAGUGCAGAUGGUCAUCCAGACGCUACUUCAGCUCUCCCCACCGCAGGUUCUCGAUCCCGCCAAGGAGCAGUUCUCCGCUUGUUCUCUCUCCAUUCCAACCCCUUCUAUAUCCGCAAUGUUUACUUCCAUGAAGAACCUGAAUUACAUGUCCGCGAACAUGUCUGCCUUUACAACAGAUCCUGAGACACCUCUUGCGGACGCUAUGAGAGCCAACGCGUCUGUCCAAGCUCAGCAUGAUUUUGACGUUGGGGAAAUGCUACAAAGCGUUGGGGACGCGUUAAGUGGUGUUGCGGCUCAAGCUGGCAUCGACCUGGUGCUAUUUCAUGGUGACGUUGGAAUGAAGCAUGUCGCUGUCAGAGGGGAUGAGAGUGGCAUAUCGUAUACGCUAGCGCAUGUUGUACGACAAGUCAUCGCUACAUGCCAACCCAGUGACGUGAUCGAACUCGGACUUUUCAUUGAGUCCGUCCGCGAGGAUCAGGACCCUGAAGCUGUUCGAUCUACACCUUCUCCAGAUCCUGGCGGCUACCUUCGCUGUAUAUUCUACAUCGCUCACAAGUUCGGCACGGGUCAAAGUGGCGAUAUCACCGCAAACAGAACGCAGCCACAUUUCAGCAGUCUGAUUCUACGACGUCUACUGCGACACAUCGGAGGAGCGGUCUUGGAUGUUGAGGCAAAUCCUCGAGAUACUUUCGUCGGGCGUUCAUACGAAAUGUCCAUCGUCCUUGAACCUGGCGAGUUGACAGUGCUGAAUCCUCCAGGAUUGAUCACUCCGGAGGAAGCUGCACUUGUGGGUUAUCCUGAAUAUCGGAUUGCUCAAGAACCUACCUUGGAGGAGCUCAAUCAAUUCACGGAGUCAUUGAGAGGCAAGAAAGUCACCCUUCACGCCAGUUCCAGGGGUUCGUUUGCACAUCAUCUGUCCAGUUAUCUCACUGCAUGGGGGAUGGAUGUGAGCCAUAUGUCUCCAGAAACCGACGCGGAGGACCAGCCGCAGGAACGCACUGAGGUCAUUAUCGAUCCUUCUGCCAUGACCUCUGGGAGUACGAGCAAUCAAGACUCAAGUGCAUCCACCACAUCCACUGGAACUAGCACUCGCUCCUCGAAUCCAUUCACGUUCAUUCUAAUUGAUGAUGACGUGAAGGUCCUGCGAAGUCGUCUGGAAAAGAUUAGAACAGAACAAGGUUACCCUCUCCAUCUACAAGGUCGGAAACGUCCCUCACUUGCUACAAACCAUCGUCCACGAUCCUCUCCCCAAGUAGCUCGCGUCAUGGGCUUAGCUCCUGCCUCUUCUCUUCCCCCUGCACAUGUGGUCAUUGUGCACUUCACCAGCCUGGCCAACUUCAAGUUGGUGAAAGAUGCUCUGCAAUCGUCGUUAGCAUACACGAAUGGAAUAGCUUCAAGGAUGCCGGAAGUCAUCGUGAUACCCAAACCUGCUGGUCCCCGACGAUUCUUGACUGCUCUUCACACAGCAGUGACUAAACCAGUUGUUGACCCGUUCUUCGUUCCCAUCGCCACAUCCCCUCUCAGCCCGGGUGUGCAUGGUAUAUCCCCACUGUUCAACGUGACAAACGCUCCAAGGUCUCCAAGUGGUCGGUCGUCUGGGAGCCCACGAACCGCUUCCGAUAGAUCUACAAGGUCUCCGAAAGAGCAUCCAGAAGCUCAUCCCCAUGGACCUUCAUCGCCGCUAGCUAAUCAUGACGGCAUGGAAUAUUUCUCGGAUGCUGUAGCCAAGCUGGGCGCUUCACCAUCCACAGGACUAAUGAUUCAGAGUCCUGACGGUCAGCCCGCGGGCAUUUUCUUCCAUCCUAAAGCUAGGGGUAUUUCGUCAACAAUGACUACUCCUAGUCCCCGCAUGGAGCGAGAUUCACAGAAUGAUGCCAAUCGUAACCGUAACGCUUCAUUCCGCUUACCGUCUGAAGAGAACAAGAGUGGUUUUAGUUUUGCGCAGGGAAUAGCAGAUAUGACACGACCUAGUCCCAGACCUACCGUCAAUACGCCAGAUAGCGGCGAGUCAGCAUCCUCGGGGACACUGAAAGGAAAGUCUAUACAGGUGUCUGCUGCUGCUAGCGAUGGCUUGCCGUCUGCUAGCAGUGACCAGAGCAUUGCGGCUUCAGAGCAAGCAAUCGAUCAGAGUAACUCUCGGCUUCAUAGACGGUCAAGUCAGACUAGUCCGCCGAGUUCCCCGCAGGGUCGCUCGCCUGGAGGACAAACAGCUUUGUCGAGAAGACUUUCGAGAAAGCCUCACCCUGAUAGUCGUGCGACAGAGAAAAAGAAAGGAGCUGGGGAAGGGAAUAUCGUCCCCCCUAUUAGCGUACUCAUCGUCGACGAUAAUCCCAUCAACCAGACCAUUCUUUCAACGUUCAUGAAGAAGAAAAAGAUCAAAUACGAUGUCGCGAAGAACGGUGAAGAGGCCGUACAAAAGUGGAAGUCUGGCGCCUUCCACCUGAUUCUGAUGGAUAUCCAAAUGCCUGUCAUGGAUGGCAUUCAAGCCACGAAAGAGAUCAGGCGGAUAGAAAAGCAGAACGGCGCUGUUGGAUUCCCCACUACACCACAAUCGGACGGCCAACAGACACCCUCAGAUACCUCGACUUCGGAUUCCCGUUCUACCAUGACACCCUAUCGAUCUUCUGUCAUUAUCGUCGCAUUGACAGCAUCGUCUCUUCAAACUGAUCGAGUAGCUGCACUCGCAGCGGGUUGCAAUGAUUUCCUGACGAAACCCGUGUCACUGCAAUGGUUGAACAGCAAGAUCAUCGAAUGGGGUUCGAUCAAGGCUUUGCAGAUGUGGGCAGAUAUUCGACCUGAAGUGGUGAAGAGCAUCUCGACGGGUCAGGAUGCACAGGCCCGACAUGUGGCUCGUCGGCUUCAUGUACCAGAGGGCAAAUGUACUCCGACUGGGAUGCGCAGCCGUUCGACGUCAGCUUCGCAGAGGACGGUUGGCCCUGAAACUCCGAGGAUGGUCAGAGGGCUUGCUGCGGCUGAGAAAAUCUCCACUGUCGUCACUCCACCUUCUGAUGAGUCUCCUGCCGUUCCGACUAGUUCUUUGGCCGAAACAGCUGGCAAAGAUCCGAUUGAGGAUGUGAAGACUGCACAACCAGACGCCUCCACGGCGGCGCCAGGACCUAUAGGUGAUGAUACUUCGGAUGAGAUAACGCCAAAGCCUAGUGUUGCUGCUCAGUUUGAGGCGACGUCGACAGAUCUGGCCCCUGCAUUCGAAGAAGCACCUUCUGGUCCUCCACCGUCUGAUAAGGACUCUAAGCAAGAUCCACCUGAACCACAAUGACGGUUUGGGGCGACCUUUGGGAUGCUUGCCUGGCUAGCACUUCCACUCCUGUUACCCUUGAUCCCAAGGGUCGCCGGGUUCUUCCGCAAGUUAUUUUGAUUUCGGGUUUUAUGGGUUCCUUCACCUCAACCACUCAUCUUGCAUUGCAUGUUUGGGGCAUAUGGACGGUUUUUCACUUCUUGGGUCUUGGGGCUUUUACUGACAGUCACCGUUUGCAUCUACUGUUAUUCACGUUUCGCAGAAGUGUAUCGAUCCACUAUACUCUAACAUACCUCUCUCUUCUGUUCUUGCUCUGCUUCUCAUCUCAUGCACGCAUUAUUUCCUCCACUCUUUCAUCCUCUCUCUAUCUCCUCGUCGAAGUUGUAGUCAUAGCUGUGUGCUUUCCGGGCUCGUUGAAUGUCGCAUCCACCGUAGAUAUACAAUAUAUCACAUACACGAUUGAUAUAUUUUUAGUCUAGUGUUAUGUUCUCGUUAAUGCCUCAAAUUUGACUGGGAUGCAUCUGCGUUCU
Molecule: messenger RNA, 4435 nt
Organism: Somion occarium
Lineage: Eukaryota; Fungi; Basidiomycota; Agaricomycetes; Polyporales; Cerrenaceae
Source: the annotation of a GenBank genome assembly